GGGGGCAGCGAUUCAAGCAACGCGACCAUCCCAGACGCCGCCCACUUGCGGCUACUUGGCGGUGGAGCACGAGCAAUCCACGGCAAUCUCGAUUUGCCAGUCCCCUUCUUCCUCUCUCUCCUUCGCUGCUCAAUGGCGCCCACGCCGUAGAAGCUCAACUCAAGAACGAGACGACCAACCACACCAACAUGCCGGGCGAGGAAACACCCGGCGGGCGUCCGCGAUGGAUGCUGCACGUGCAGGCGCAGUUCUGGCGCGUGCUCAUGGGCAUUGGCAUGGUGCUGCACCGCCUCGCGCGCCCGCUGCCACCGAAGCCCGCCUUCCACCGCGACAUCGACGCGACCGUGUCGCCGCUCAAGGGCCGCUUCCGCCUCAACUUCUACGUGCCGGCCGACUACAAGCGCCACCAGAAGCUCAAGGGCACCAAGCGCUACCCGUGCCUCAUCAACUUCCACGGCGGCGGCUUCGUGCUCGGCACCGCCCACGACGACGCGCGCUGGGCCGGCACCGUCGUCGACAACGUCGGCGCCGUCGUCGUGAGCGUCGACUACCGCCUGGCGCCCGAGUUCCCCUUCCCCACGGCCGUCGAGGAUGGCGCCGACGCCAUCCUGUACCUGGCCCAGCACGCCGCCGAGCUGAUGCUGGACUGCGACCGCUUCGCCGUCUCGGGCUUCUCGUCGGGCGGCAACAUGAGCUUCACCGUGCCGCUGUGUCUGCAGGGCGAGCUGUUCGAACGGACGGCUUCGGGCGAGAACAUUGUCGACGGCCGCGCGGGUAAUGUCCCCGCCACCCUCGUGAAGCCGCCCCCCAACGUCGGCUCGAGCACCACGCCCAACGGCUCGCGCGUGCCGCUGAUGCGCCAGAAGUCGCGCCUCGACCGCAUCGCCAUGAUGCGCCAGACGGGCGCCUCGACCCUCUCGCUCAUCUCCUCGUACAAGGACGUCGGCGGCCGCGGCGCAGUCUCCGUCAUGACGCAGGACUCGAGCGCCAUCGUCAAGAUCAGAGGCAUCGUGUCCUUCUACCCGCCCACAGACUACACCCAGACCCGCGCCCAGCGCCGCGCCACCUGUGUCCGCACCGACCACCAGCUCCCCGCCGUCUUCACCCAGCUCUUCGACGACUCGUAUCUGCAGCCCCCGGCUCUCGAUCUCGCCCACCCCUGGCUCAGCCCUGGUGUUGCCCCAACCCGCAUGCUCGAAGCCCUGCCCGACGACAUCGUCCUGUUCUGCUGCGAGUGGGACAUGCUGCUUGCCGAAGGCGAACGCUUCCGCGACAAGCUGGAGAAUCUGGGCAAGCGCGUCCAUUACCAUUGUGUGCUUGGUGUGCCGCAUGGCUGGGACAAGGCGCCCAACCCGCUGAGGGAGAGCCCCGGCGCGCGAGAGCAGUACCUGGUCGCAUGCAGGGAGUUGAAGAGGAUGUUUGAGAUUGAGGAUGUUGAGGGAAGUCAAACCAACCUGCCCUGUGGUGACUACCACAGGAACGCGGAUGCGGGGAGUAAAUAAAAUUGCCUGGGAUAAGGCGUUUGAGUGUGUAAAAUCACCUUGUUUUGGUGUUGGGGCCUUUAGAUGAGGGAUUUAGAUUUUUUUUACACACAUAUUGGCAUCUCUAUCAGGCGACUUACAUGUCAUCUAUGGUUGAGAAAGAAACGAUCGCUUUGAAUCAACCUAGACAGAAACUCAGUUCACAAUCACCAAACAUGUACAAAAGACCGUGACCAACCCAGCAUUGCCGACCACCUAUCUUCCAUCCUCGAGCGCACGCAUCAAGCAUGCCACCCAAUGAGAAAAGACGUCCCCUUGCCGGAAACAUUUCUGAAGAGCCUGAUCCUCCAUGUCUUGCGACACUUUGAACCAAGCUGACCUUCGUGACUGAAAUAUGGUUUCCUUGCCCACACCGGGUACGGAUUAGUACAACCAACAACAGCAUCC
Dothidotthia symphoricarpi CBS 119687 is the source of this 1928-nucleotide messenger RNA. RefSeq names its product alpha/beta-hydrolase. The coding region runs from base 189 to 1502 and encodes 437 amino acids. The transcript has a single exon. The record is from RefSeq and is a predicted model, not a curated record. NCBI's taxonomy places the organism in Eukaryota, Fungi, Ascomycota, Dothideomycetes, Pleosporales, Dothidotthiaceae. Gene Ontology annotation, molecular function: hydrolase activity.